AUGGAUAAAGAAUCCAAACGCACUUGGAAAUGUCCCGAAUGCCGCAACAAGCAACCCAAAUUAGAUAACACUAACACGCCCAUUCGUGCGGUCAUACCGAACUCGGAGUCCAUAAAAGUAGCUUCGGGUCACAUCAAGUCACCUGGAAAUACGAAUGUUACUGUUAGAUAUUCUAAGCAGAGGCAAAUAAUUGAAUACCUUGACACGGGUAUUACUCUUGAGAGUAUUAGGGAAACUAUUAAGGAAGAACUGAUGAGUAUUGUGAAUGUACAGAUAACGGAAGAAUUAAAAGCUAUUAAACAACAAAUGUCUCAAUAUCAGGAAUCAAUUACUUUCAUGAGCAAACAAUAUGACGAUUUGAAGUCUUGCAUAGAAGAAAAAUCAACGCUUAUUUCUAAACUUCAGGUGGAUAACGAGUUUCUGUUCCAACGUGAUUCUGUUCUCGCUGCGGUUAUAAAAUUCAACAAAAGUAAUGUCAACGACAAAUUGAGCUCGCAUCACCUUGGAUUGGGAGGCUCCCGUGUACCAAUCUUCGUCGCCGAACAUCUUACACCUAGCAAUAAAGCCCUACACGCUGCUACUCGCAAAAAUGCAAGGAGCUCAACUAUAAAUUUGUAUGGGUACGCAAUGGCCGUAUUUUUG
This is a messenger RNA of Iphiclides podalirius (scarce swallowtail), 642 nucleotides long. The record is from the annotation of a GenBank genome assembly. Lineage: Eukaryota; Metazoa; Arthropoda; Insecta; Lepidoptera; Papilionidae.